Molecule: messenger RNA, 1308 nt
Organism: Penicillium crustosum
Lineage: Eukaryota; Fungi; Ascomycota; Eurotiomycetes; Eurotiales; Aspergillaceae
Product: SET domain protein
Exons: 1
Coding region: 1-1308 (435 amino acids)
Molecular function (GO): protein binding
Source: RefSeq, a predicted model, not a curated record
AUGGCCCCGACACGCAACAAGGCAACCAAGACUACGAAUAAGAAGACUACUAAUAUGAAGGUCAACAAGAAGAUCGUCAAAGCUCCCCAUCCUCCUGUCGAUCUCGACAAGCUUUUCCCGCCCUGGGGCUCCAAAGAGGCCAUGAACCAGACGGCAAACAAGGAAGCUACUGACAUCGCUCUGGCCGUGUACCAUGACAUCAACGCCUACCGCGAGCUUGAGAGACUUGCGGGAGAGAAAGUUUAUGGUUGUCCAGAGACGUUCUCCAACCUGCGUGCCUUUACGGAACUAUUUGUGGAGCAGGAAAUUGCCGGGUACAUGUCCUGCGUAGAAUCCUUCAAGGCAGAACAUGGUGAGUUCCAACCCGUCACACCUAAUAGCAGAUUCUUAGAGUUUGUUACUGCACUCGGGUGGAAGAUGUUUGCUAUCUGUUCCCAUGCCGAAUCAUUCCGGCGAGGUAUUAAAGAAGCCGACGAUAGAGCCUGGGGCUGCUUGCUCCAGAAGAUUCGCGAAAACUUCUUGAGUAUUGAACUUUACGCGCACAGCCGUACCCUGAAGUGGCGCAACAUUCUUUGGAUCCAUCAGAACUACCUCAUUCCAGGCCUGCCAGAUAUGAAACCUGAAAUCGAGACAUAUAUGAACUGGAAAGUCGACCACCCUCACCACACCGUCAUCACGCUCGACGGCAAGCUGAAGGAGCCCACCUAUAACGGCCAGUUACAGAAGCACAUUAACGAGAGUAUCUAUGAUCCCAAGAAGUGGAAUGGUCGGAAACAGGACCCGACGCUGCGCCAAAGGCCCAAUGGCACCCCGACCAACGUUGGACACGAAUGUGUUCUAUGUGGCAGCCCUGUUUCUUGUGGUUGCCGCUUGGAAACUCGAGCCGGAGAACUGGUUGAGCUGAGAGAAUACCCCGGGACCGGUACUGGUGUUCGAGCGCUGACGAGAUUCCGGCGCGGUGAUAUCCUCGAUAUAUUCAUGGGUGAGCUCCUUCCCAGUAUCGUAGAGAAGGUCUAUCCUCUGACGCAAACCGAUGACAAACCCAAUACGACUACCGCUACAGUUCGUAAUUUGUGUACAAUUUGCCCCCACCAGUUUGGUAACUGGACCCGUUUUAUCAGCCACUCGUGCCGGCCCUCGACGCAAUUCACGACUCGUACCAUUGGAGACCGAGUUGUGUGCACAGUUGAGGCCAUUCGUGAUAUUCUACCAUUUGAGGAGAUCACCGUUGGCUAUGGUGGUAGGUACUGGAGUGCUCUUGACUAUGAGUGCCUAUGCGGGUACUGUGAUGGUUCUGGAACUGAGUAG